This is a messenger RNA of Chrysoperla carnea, 5662 nucleotides long. RefSeq lists its product as uncharacterized. Bases 121 to 2709 code for a protein of 862 amino acids. The transcript has 8 exons. Gene Ontology annotation, biological process: inositol phosphate biosynthetic process. Gene Ontology annotation, molecular function: inositol-1,4,5-trisphosphate 3-kinase activity; inositol tetrakisphosphate kinase activity. Gene Ontology annotation, cellular component: nucleus; cytoplasm. NCBI's taxonomy places the organism in Eukaryota, Metazoa, Arthropoda, Insecta, Neuroptera, Chrysopidae. The record is from RefSeq and is a predicted model, not a curated record.
UUGAGUGAUCUAAUCAAAUAGUGAUUUGGAACUAAUUAAUUUGCUUCAAUGUGAUUAUUUUUAAUAUUAACUAUUUUGAAAAUAUGAUUUAAUUCCACAAAAACAUCGAUCGAUCAAAAAAUGAUGAAUCAACCAAGUGAAACGAUCCGAUUAAAAAGUGGAUCUUAUCAACGAUAUGUAACUCAUGUUAUGCGAAAAUUAUCCGAAGAUUCAUAUUGUGUAAUACGAGAUCCAAACACAGUCGGAUUACUCAACGAAACAACAAAACCAAUCGAAAAAUUAACAAAAUUACCUACAUACAGUUUUGAAAAUGUGAUAAAUCAAAAUUUGGAUAAAAUAAUGACAUCCAAAACAGAAAAUACUCAAACCGAAAGUAUUAAAACGUUAUUAGAAGAAAAAGCUCAAAAAGUACAUAAAUAUUAUAAAAAAUUAUGUAUUAGCGAUGGUAGCGAAACUAGUAAUAGUAUGACGAACUCUCCACAGGUGGAGAAUGAAUUGACUAGCAAUGAUAGUGACGAAACUGGCAAAGAGAUGUCAGCAAUAAGUUUAGAUACUGACACAGAGGUGUCAGCACAAACUACAACAACGAUUAUUGAUAAUGAAAACGUAGCAUUUUUAUCUAAUAAUAAAGAAAUUAAUAAUCAGAAUUGUUUUAGUAAUGAAUUGAAAUCAAGUGAAAAUACAAGAACAACAACAAUACGACAUCGGCGUACCGGUGCGAUUCAAUUCAUGAACAAUACAAAUGAUACAAAUGAAACAACAAGACCACGUAUUACGUUUCCAUCUGUUGAAAAGUUAAUAAAGAAUUACACAACAAUGAUUGAACAACAAAAGCAAAAUUUAAUUAGUAAACAGAGGAAAUGUAACAAUAAAAAAAUAAACGAUGAAGAAAAUUAUUUAAAAUUACCGAAAGAUCAUGAAGGAACAACUACGAAUAUUUUAAGUUCUGGAUCCGACGACGGAUGUUUAACGCCAAUUAGUAGUGAUUUUGAUGAAAUAUCACCACACAAAAAUGAUUAUUUCCCACAAGUGACACGUUGUUGUAGCUCAGAUUCGGCUGUUGGCUUAGCACAAAGUGAUGAAGAACCAAGCCAAAGUGAAGUGAGUACAUUGUCACCGGUAACAAAGGAAAAUAUUGAAAAAAUCAAUGAACAAUCAAACAACGAACUUUUCGAAAGUAAAAUACGACGAAGUCAUUCAUUGGACAUGCAACGAAAAAAUUUAAAAAGUGAAAAAUGGCUAGAACAGUGCUUUAAUACGAACGUACCGACGCGAAUGUUACUCGAAGAACAGUUUAUCGAGUAUCCAUAUAAUAAUAAUUUCGGUGAAAGUGAUUAUAUGGGUGAUUUUGAUUCGAAAUUUGAUAGUCGACGGCAGAGUUUAGCAACAGAGGAUGGUGAAGACGGUGGCCAUCCUCGAUGCCGAUAUUGGCGUACACCUUCAGUAGUGGUUAGUGAUUAUUCGGACGAUGUACAAGGUAUGACCCUGGACGAUAUUGAUUUUAUACAGAGCCAACAAAAUCGUAAAGAAUAUGGUUUUAGUUCUUCGGAGUGUAGUUUAAAUAGUUCGUGUAGUAAUUUAAAUUAUUGUGGUUCGAAUAUUAGUGUUUUGGAUGCGGAGUAUAGUUUACGUAUGCCGUCAUCGAGGAAAGGAUCUGAGUGUAGUUCGUGUUCGACACUAAGUGGUGAUGAAGAAUGCGACUCAAAUUUACCGGUAAUUAAAACUCGCCGUAAAGAUUCUAAGCCUUCUGGCUGGCGAAAACUACGCAAUAUUGUACAAUGGACACCAUUCUUUCAAACAUACAAGAAACAAAGAUAUCCAUGGGUUCAACUAGCAGGACAUCAGGGUAAUUUUAAAGCUGGUCCAGAACAAGGUACAAUAUUAAAGAAAUUAUGUCCAAAAGAAGAAUUAUGCUUUCAAAUUUUAAUGAAAGAUGUUUUACGGCCAUAUGUUCCGGAGUACAAAGGUCACAUUAUCAGUGAAGAUGGAGAAUCCAUGUAUUUACAAUUGCAAGACUUACUAAGUGACUUUGAUUCGCCCUGCGUUAUGGAUUGUAAAAUUGGUGUGCGUACAUAUCUAGAAGAAGAAUUGGCUAAAGCGAAAGAGAAGCCUAAACUACGUAAGGAUAUGUAUGAAAAAAUGAUUCAAAUUGAUUCAACAGCACCAACUGACGAAGAGCACAGACUUAAGGGUGUUACAAAACCACGAUAUAUGGUUUGGCGUGAAACAAUCUCAAGUACAGCAACUUUAGGCUUUCGUAUUGAAGGAAUCAAGAAAGGUGAUGGUACAUCGAGUAAGGACUUCAAAACGACAAAAACAAGAGAGCAAAUUAUGGAAGCAUUCAGAGAUUAUACAAAUGGAUUUCCACAUGCAAUUCCGAAAUAUAUACAAAGAUUGAAAGCGAUCAAGGCAACGUUAGAAUCAUCACAGUUUUUCAAUAGCCAUGAGGUUAUUGGAAGUUCACUUUUAUUUGUACAUGAUCGACACAAUGCAAACAUCUGGUUAAUUGAUUUUGCAAAAACAUUAAUUUUGCCAGAAGAUAUCAAAAUUAAUCACAAUGCAAAAUGGAUAGUUGGUAACCACGAGGAUGGUUACUUAAUCGGCAUCAACAAUUUAAUUGCAAUAUUUUCAACAAUGCUUGAACAACAACAAGCAAAUUUAAAUCCACCAACAGUCACGACUACAGAACCACCUGAAGACGAAACGUGAUCUUAAACGAAGAAUAAGAUCACUUAAAUAAUUAUUGUUAAAAAACUAUUUAUUUAAGAUAAAAAAUGUCUUAUUUAUUCGUAGAAAAUGUAAUUAGUCAUCGGUCGACAGAUAUUUUAUGCCUUUUUUCAAAGUAUUUGAAAAAACAAAAUCGAAAGUGUUCAUUAAGGAAUAAGGAUGACAAUCUGCAGAUCUUCACGAAACGGAGAGAAUCUACAUUAAGUUCUUGUAUCUCUUGAUUAUUUCAAGAAAUAGACUUGGAACCAAAAUGGAAAAUAUUACGCUUUUUCUAACUCCAACUAUUUUUCGAAAUAGCGAAUGCAAGAUUUUUAUGUAAAUAUUCUACGUGGUGCAUCUCUGAAAAAAGGCAACUUUUAAUCAGAAAACUAAAACAAGCUAUGCUUUUAAGCUGUUAAAAAGGCCGAUUUUGUAGUAUGCGUAGAAUUUUACAGUUUAUACGCAUUGUAUAACACUUAAAUGUUAAAUUUAAUGUUUUUCGUCCAAUUUUAUGUGAGCGCAAAGCGUUAAGCGUUUUUAAGUCAUGCUAAGAAACACGAUUAAUCUAAUUCGAGAAAUUUCGCCUCGAAAAUAAUCUUCGUGACUAUCUCAAAAGUGAAUACUAAAAAAAAAAACGAAGAAGUUUACGAAGUUUAAAAAUACUGAAGACUUAAGCAGACCUAUUUCACAAAAAUCUUCCGGAAAGCAGUUAUAUAAAAAAAAAAUGAAAGCCCACAAAGAAUUAAUUGUCACAACUUGCGUCUUGCAAAAAGAUUCGACAAUCGUAGCUGCGUUGCACGAGAGUUAAUGUUGGACGACCUCAUUUCAUUUCACCUCAAGUGUAGAUGUUCGAAAACUGAGUUAACAAAAAAGUUUGAAUUAGAAUUAUUUUAUCUUAUUCUUAGAAUAAAUUGAAAACGAAGCGUUAAAUAGAAAUUUUGAUAAAAUCUAUUUCUAUGCACUGAAAAUUUUGUCAGUUUACAAAUUUACGAACCAGAGAAAAUCACGUUUAAAUUAUCUCACUACAGCUACGUCAAAAAAUGUGAAAAAUGAUCCAUUUACAAUCAAAAAUUUUUAUUAAUUCGAGCCAUAUUCAAUUAUAUUUUAAGUUUACAGGGAUGUACGCCUGUGGCAUACAAAAGACGAUUUGAGUUAUUACUGUCGUGUUGUCCGCGUUGUAUUCUAACUGUAGCCCAUGCAGAUAGAUCUCUUUCUAUUUGUCAGAGUCUUUAAACUCGAUGUUAGUAGCGCUUAAUGUGCGAUCCCUACUUAUCCGGAAGCGUCAACAAAUAAAAAUAUUCAGUAUAAAAAUUAUAUGAUUAUCAACUCUAGGGUCGCUAACCAAUGCAUUAUCAUGUUUGAAUUAGCAUGAUCUUAUAGCUUUGCGUAAACAAGUACAAGUUAUAUAUUAAUAUAAUGAUUAAAUUCUAUUUGAAAUUUGUUAAGGGUUGUUUACACGUUGCAAAUUUUUAAGGAAUUUGCUCGACCGACUAUUAACUGUUUAUAAAAUAAAAUACAUUAAACUUAUUUGAUAAUUGACGAUGUGGAUUUCAAAGAAAGUUGAUUAUUUAACAAAUUCUAUCGUGUAAACGGCCUAUUAGGUGUAUAAUAGUGUUUUGUGUAUGUUAUUGCCCGACAGCAGAAACGCAGGUUAUGUUUCUGUUUUGAAAUUCCAGUUGCAAGUAUUAAAAAAAUAAUAUUUCAUUAAAAAAAUAGUGUCUAUAAAAUUAAAUCAUGUUUCUGAGGAAUUUUGGAUCUAUUUAUAUUUUUAGAUCUAUUUUAAAUUUUUUAUCAUAAUUAGAUCUGAAUAUUUAUGAGAGUUUUCGAACGUAUGUUUGACGUCAAAUGAUUAGCGUAUAAGAAAAUUGUUUUUGUCGACGAAAUCAGUUGAGCUAUUUCGUGAUAAUCAAUUUAGGUUUUAAUUAAAUAUCUCGAUAUGCUGCUAUUGUUUUCCGCACACCGAGUCGAAUACCAAUAGUACAGUUAUUGGAUAUUCAUUUGCUCACGCCGGCGUCGUGAUAAUACUGAAUGAUUCCUCUGAUGUGAUUAAUAAAAGAAUUUGACAUCGCGUUUUUAAUCUUGUGAUGCAAAAUGCGAGCCAUAUAAUAAUAAAAAUUAAUGAGGUAAUGAAUUAAUCGCAGUCGAUCGAAUAGUGGCUUAAUUACGGUAUCAUCAAGUCACCGGUGUAUGAAAAUCGACUUAAAACCGAAAAUAAUAACAAUAUAAUGAAAAUUUCUCUUUUAUAUAUUUUUGAAUACACUGUUUACAAUUAAUACCUUACAUUUUCCAAAUCUUACUAUUUUUCUAACAUUUUUAUUCGUAACCGGAACCAGUGGUAAAAAUUUUGUAAGUAUAUUUAUUUUUGUAAUAGAAUCAAAAGUUUUCAUUAUUGAAGCAAUUUAAAAAUUGAGAUUUUAUUUGUAUAUUGACUUGAAUUAUUACCUAAAUAGUUUAUAUCUCUUAAAGCCUCGCUUACGAGCGUCAUAAUAGACGGGCAUUGAUUUUAAUAACGUCCGGUUUAUGAAUAUAAUAGCCGUAGUUACAAAAAGCGUUUAAGACGAUUAUACUCUUUCUAGACAUUUAGCACCUCACCAUAUAUCAAUAACCUAUAGUUUGUCUUUAAGGAAAAAAUAAAUUAUCAGUAAAUGGGGUGCUAAAUGUCUAGAGAGUUUGUUAUCUAAAACUUUUUUUGUAUCAUGUGAUGACAGCGUGCUAAACGCAUAACUAACGCACGUUAUAAUAUGAACAACUCUAUUUAUUACUUGAAAUUUGCCAUUGAAAUCAACAUUUGUCAGUAUUGACGCUCUGUUGCCGGCUUCCCAAAUUGACUUAAAACUUUUCUAGUUUACAAUUGUAUAAAAAAUUUGAUUUUUGUAGUCAAACUUUAUAACGAAUGUAGCUGAUCCUGUAUGUGGUUUUAUCAAGAGUUUUUGAAUAAUUAAAAAUAAAUUCAACA